This is a messenger RNA of Cladocopium goreaui, 2028 nucleotides long. NCBI's taxonomy places the organism in Eukaryota, Dinophyceae, Suessiales, Symbiodiniaceae. The record is from the annotation of a GenBank genome assembly.
AUGAUUAAGGGAGACCUGUCAUCCCUGCUGUCGUCACUUAAGGAGGUGAAAUUACCGCCUUUGGUUCAUCCUGACACCCUGCUAGCAGCUGCCAAGAGAUGUGCAGAUUUCGGAGGUAGCAAAGAGUUGCUGGAUGCUGCUGCAUUGGCAGGUAUCUUACUCCAGGCUCAUGCAAUCCAAGCACAUCGAGAUCUUGCGGAGGCUGGCAUAGCGCCACCUGGCAUCGAUGAGCCGUCGCCUCCGCCACCUCCCGAGACAGGUGCACCAGAGCCUCCUCCAACGCCAGUGGAGGAGGCAGAGCUGAGCCUUCAAGCCAAGCAGGCUAUGGCAGCUGCUGCAGCCACCAACCUCCGGGCGAGAAAGCAGACCGCUGAGCCCCAGGGAGUCCAGCCGACAUUGCCGCCGAGCCAGAUCGCGCCCAAUCCUUUGGCCGCGGUGCUGCAGAACAUACAAGUUCCACAGGCAAUGGUUGCACAUCCCAUGGUGCUGCCGGGACAACAAGCUAUACCCAGCUUCCCUGUGCGGGAGGUGAGAGACGUGCGAAUGACCAGGAGGCCGGAUGCGUUCAAGGCAGAGGUCCCUCCUGAAACGAACCGUGAAGAGCGGAAGGAGGAGAAGCUUCCGGAAGAGGACAGCGAACCAAUUCGCUGCCAUUUCCACCGGAAGCCGCAGCUGAACUGCAAGAUCUGUCGACGAGUCUACUAUUCUGCAGUAGACCCAAACUUUCAGAAGAAGGAUGAUAAGAAUAAGAUGCUGGACAAAAAGGCAGAGGAAGAAACACCAGGGGUAAGAAUGCGGGGUGCUGAAGCGUUUGAGAUAACGAACAAGCAAACCUACAACUUCAACUCCAUGUUGAGAGAUCAGAUCUUGAAGAACACCUACUUCAAGACGUUAGUGAAGAUUGAUACCUUCGAAGGCAUCAUGGAUGAAAUGUACCAGUAUGUGGAGACUGCGGAGACCUACGGUGGUGGAUCGACGACCGUGCCAUCCAGCCUGUUCUGCUGCCUUUAUCGUUUAUUCACCAUCGGUCUCUCGUAUGAUGAACUUAGUUUGCUCUGCGAGUCCAAGGAUUGGCCCUACAUUCGUUGUUGUGGAUUCUUGUACAUCCGCUUCGGAUGUGCUCCAGAGAAGCUCUGGGACUUUCUUGGUGAGUACUGCGUGGAUGAUGAGGAGUUUGAACCCUCCAAGUCAACGCCGGGCUUUAUCGUCACCAUUGGCGAGUACGUGGAGUCCCUACUGAUGGACGAGCGCUACUACUUCUCGACACUUCCACGGAUUCCCAUGGGAGUCAAGAAGAAGAUCGAAGAGAAGGUCGCACCAUUGGGGCAGUACAGAAGGCGAGCUGUUCAAAACAAGGCUGUCUUGCAAUUGUUCAAGGAACCAGGAACACUUGUCGAGGCAUGUCACGACAAUGGCACUUGGCUCGAAGGCACUGUGGUGCAAGUCAUUGAGUCUGUGUCAACUCGACUUAGUGUCAGGAUUCGAGCUGCAGAUGGAAAAGAAGAGGUAUAUCACUUGGGAAGAGUGAUCCUGCGCGAGGAUCCUCGCAAGGUAACAGCUGCGAAAGCAUCCGACGAACGUGCCAAGAGUAGAAGUCGAAGCCCAAAACGGGAAGCUCUAGGCCGUUCAAACUCUCCGGAUCUGACUCGAAGCCGUGGACAGUCACGAGAUGAAAUGUUGGACGAGCUCCGUGCAAAGCAACGGGAACGAGCUGUCUGCAGUACAGGCAAGGACUACCACAAAAAGCCCAUUGGUUUCAUGUCUGGUCUCGCCAUGAAACGGGAUGUGGGCCAAGCAUCGACACGUCUUCGCGAGGAAGAAACCUAUGCACCUCGUCAGGUGGAACACCGACAGAAGAUGCCUGAUAGCGAGAUGUUGCUGGGACGUCCGGAGAGCGAGCGAGACAGGGAGAAAGAGCUCCUUAAGCAGCAGCUCUUCGAAAAGUAUGGCAACAUCAAUCCCAGAGCGGCCACGAAGGAACAGCCUCCAGCUGACCCUGAAGAAACUGAUCGACUCCGUCUUGGCUGA